This is a messenger RNA of Morus notabilis, 1386 nucleotides long. RefSeq lists its product as uncharacterized. NCBI's taxonomy places the organism in Eukaryota, Viridiplantae, Streptophyta, Magnoliopsida, Rosales, Moraceae. Bases 303 to 1238 code for a protein of 311 amino acids. The transcript has 6 exons. The record is from RefSeq and is a predicted model, not a curated record.
CAAAAGGAAGCUUCCUCACGAGAAAGACGGUAUCAAAUAAUGGAAAAAGAUCUAUACUUCCGCAAAACUCUCGUUCUUGAUUGCUCUUAUCAUAUCUCAUUCAAGAAACGAUCUCCUUCUCGAUGUCUCUCUCAGUUUAUUGGUUGUGCACUUAUGGAUGUGGGUUUUUAUUGAGUGGUGAAGUUUGCAGCGGUGAUGAUCUUAAGCACAUGUUGAAGAAGGCGACCCUUUUGUUAUUUCAAAGAAAUUUGGAGCACUAUUCCAGAUGAAUUGAGCUGUUGGUUUCUAGCUAGAGAAUAGCCAUGUCUGCUUAUGGCCACCAAAUGGAGCGUGAGUACUCGGCUCAGAGCUUUUCCAGUAGAGGAGGUUCCGAUAGGGACAGCCAUUACAUGAUGGAGUCAGGUUUCUACAUGACAUCAUUUGCCGCGACAAUUUUCAUCGGUGCGCUUGUGACCGUCGGGGUUUUGUUGAUUACUCUGCUGAUUACGCUUUCCGUGAUGCUGCAAUCUUGUGAAAAUAGGAGUGCGGGAGUUGUUGAGACACAGAAAUCAGAUUAUGACUACAAUACCUGCAAGACUCUUGCUCUCCAUGCGGAGCUCAACAACUUGGAUGCAAGUCAGAUUCCUGUAAUUUGCAGGACUCCUGCUAUCUCGUAUAUCGAAGAAGGCCAAUAUGCCAGAGAUUUAAACUCUACCAUGAGGGUGGUAGAGGAUUAUUUCAAAAGUGUCACCCCAUCAGAUGAUGGACUAGAUGUGUUUUUGAUGGACAUAGAUGAUAUUCUUUCUCCAAGUCCUCAAUAUGCUAAUUUAUCACUACAAGGGUAUGAUCAAUUUGGUUGUAGUAAAUGUAUUGAAGAUGCAAAACCUCUGAAGCACGAGAUUAUUCUUCGAAUAUAUGCGAAACUUCAAGCUAGUGGCUGGCCUUUAAUUUUGUUGUCUAGAAAGCCUGAGAGACAAAGGAACGCCACAAUAGAGCACCUUGGUUCUGCUGGAUACAAAGAUUGGUCUUCAUUGAUAAUGAGGUCAGAAGAUGAACUGCAUAUGGAUAGCCGCGAGUACUUUUCAAGAAGAAGGGCAGCAUUGCACAAAAAAGGUCUCCGCAUUGAAGGCGCGAUAAGCAGUUACUAUGAUGCAUUGACUGGUCCUUAUUCCGCGGGGCUUGUUUUCAAGCUUCCAAACCCAAUUUAUUAUCACAAUCAUGAUGAGAAUCAAAAUGAGAACAGAGAUGCACCUGUAUAGAUUACGUUCAGAUGUAUUACCAUUGAUUUCUUCUUUUCUUGAUGGAGAGUAUAUAUGAUAGAGAACUUGAAAUAGCCAUAGAAAAAACAUUGCCACUCUUUUCAGUACCCUGUUCUGUAAAUAUUAUUUCUUUCAAUGUUAAUAUUGU